GCUGCUUGCCCCGCCCACUCCUGGGCUGCACCGCCCACUCGGAGCUGCUCCACUCCGCGCAAUACUCUUUACAAACAUGGCGGCGCAGACAGAGCGAGGAAUACCUUUAAGCGCAGUUAGUCCACGUUAUCUUCAUACAAACUCUACAAGCCACACUGGGCCCUUCAGCGCUAUAGCAGAACUGAUCGACAAUGCUUAUGACCCAGAUGUCAGUGCAAAACAAUUCUGGAUUGAUAAAACAGUGGUCAAAGACCAGGACUGCCUCACCUUCAUGGACAAUGGAAAUGGCAUGGACUAUGACAAGAUGCACAAAAUGCUCAGUUUUGGCUUCAGUGAUAAGCAGACGAUAAGAGGCCAUGUCCCAGUGGGUCUUUAUGGUAACGGUUUUAAGUCGGGCUCCAUGCGUUUGGGGAAGGAUGCCAUUGUGUUCUCUAAGAAAGACGACACUAUGUGUGUGGGUCUCCUGUCACAGACUUACCUCGAGAAGAUAAAAGCAUCGAAUGUCAUAGUACCUAUUGUUGUGUUCACCAACACCGAAAAGACUGUCAGUGUUGCACAGGAGUAUGAGGAGUGUCUUUGCGAUAUCCUGACCUAUUCUCUGUUUAACAACAAGGAAGAACUGCUGUCUGAGUUCAGUGCCAUUAAUGGCCCAUAUGGCACCAUCUCCACUGGAACUCGCAUCAUCAUCUGGAACCUACGCAAAACGUCGUCAGAGAAAUUGGAAUUUGACUUUAUGAAGGAUCGCUAUGAUAUUCGGAUUCCUGUUGACAUUAAUGAGAGCACCAAAGAACCAAACAAGGAGCCAGAGCAUGGAACAUCAGCACCUGAGAGUGAUUAUUCACUGCGGGCAUACAGCAGUAUCUUGUACCUGAAGCCUAGAAUGCAGAUUAUUAUUCGAGGGCAGAAGGUGAAAACUGAGCUCGUCUCCAAAAGCCUAGCACACAUCUUCAAGGACACAUACAAACCCACAUUUCUUACAAGGGGAAUUAAAAUCAUCUUUGGCUACAACACAAAGAGCAAAGAGAACUAUGGAUUGAUGAUGUACCACAAAAACCGUCUCAUCAAAGCCUAUGAACGUGUCGCCUGUCAGCGCAAGGCCAACAACACAGGAGUGGGAGUUAUUGGGGUGAUAGAAUGUAACUACCUCACUCCAAUGCACAACAAGCAGGACUUUGAGAAUACAGAAGAGUACAGGAAAACCAUACAAAGUUUAAGUAACAAGCUUGAGGACUAUUGGAAGGAAGUCCGCCAUAGACGUCAGAAAAACCCGAAUUGCAGUGUACCUGUUGAAGAUGUUGCAAAGCGACCAGAUCAAAGCUGGGUGCAGUGUGACGAAUGUCUGAAGUGGCGAAAACUUCCUGAUGGCAUUGAUACUAAGUUGCUUCCUGAUAAGUGGUUCUGCCGCAUGAAUCCUGACCCACAGUUCAGGAGUUGUACAGUUGAAGAAGAGGCUGAAGAUUCGGAUGAUGAACAUCCCAGAUACCAGAAAACCUACAAACAGCAUGAGAGAAAUCAGAAGUUGCAGAAGGAGAAGAACAGACAGCAGAUGGAGCAGGAGCAGAAAGAGGCAGGGGAGGAGUUGAUCUUAGCUCUGGCCAAAGAAAACGCUGAUCUGUUAAAGCAACAGCAGGACCUUAUGCGCCAGCUCAAAUUUGGCAGCCCCGCCCGAAGAACACCUGGCUCCCCCCUCAAUUCCCAUCUCCACAGACGUGUAGGCUCUAGAGCUCCUGAUAACAUUCCAGUUAUCACUCAUGUUACCUCUCUCUGUACUAUUCCAACAAGGAAUAAGAGAGCCCUGGGCCCAUGCCGAGAAAACGGAGAGAUGAAGAGAGCCAGAAUAAGAGACAGUUUUGACAGCAACACACCAGGCAGUCCGUCAACAUCCACAGCCUCGCCUGAGGUCUGUUCCUCACCAAUCGUAGUCAGUACUGAUGGUGAUCAAGCAGCAUGGAAAGAUAAUGAAACAGCGCCAAAGGAUGAUGACGACGACGUUGUGAUCAUUGAGAGCGUCAGCUCACCUGGACCAAAGUCAGCAACAGGAACAUUUGACAUUACUAAGGUAAAGUCAGAGCGCAUGGUGAGUGAGGAGGAGUUAGGGAAAAAAAUGAACUGUGGUGACAGUGAUGCCAUUGUGUCCAUGGAGACAACAGUAGCAGCUUCGCCCUCUGUAUCCUCCAGUGAUGUCAACAUCGGAACCCAGACUGAACAAAACAUAGCUGUGAAACAGGAAAAGGGGGAUUCAGAAAUGAAGAAUAAGGAACAGUGGAGCAAAGAUGGAGAAAGUGAUAGCAAUAAUUUUGAAUCAGAAAAAGAUCUCCCUCCAGCGGAGAUAAAUAUUAACAAAGAACUGAAGUCAAUCAAUGAGGAAACAAGAGCCCAACAGAAGAGUGUACCAAACCUAGAUGAAGAAAACCAAGAAAUAAACAAGACUAAAAGUACAGUAAAGUCAGAAGAAGAGCUAAGCCAUAGGGACGUCUCAGAUGAAAUAAGCGCAGGAGGUCAGACUUCAGCAAAACUGGAAAACUCAGUUCUUGAUGUUGUGGAGGCCCAGCAGCAGCAGGAUACGCUGCUGGAACUCCUGGAGGUGGCGGCAAAGGAGCGAGACGAGAGCCGUGCUCAGCUGCUUGUCCUGAGCUCGCAAGUGGAGGAGCUGAGGAGCCAAUUGCUGGAGCUCAAACGAAGCACGCUGAAGAAGGAAUACAGCCACCAUAGCACACAGACCAGCUCAGAGGAGGCACAAGACUACGAAGUUCUGUACUUGCAGGGCAAAGAGGAGAUAAAGCAUCUCCAAGAUGAGCUGAGUAUGCUGAAGAUGGAGAAAGCAGAGGAGGCGAGAAAAGGUCAGGAAGCUUCAUUAGAGAGUGCUGAUGAGCUGGCUUGUCAGACUGACCUUCUGUUAAGGGAACUGGACCAGAGAAACAAGGAGCGAGAAGAGCUGAAGUAUAAGGUGGACAGUCUAGAAAAUAAGAAUUGCACUUUGUUGACCUACUGUGAGAGCCUGGAGAAAGAUUUAGAAGAGAUAAAGAGAGAAAGUGAAAAGGUCAUAAGUGCAGAAGAUCAAGGAGUCCAGACAGAUUUUCCUAUUUCCUCCCAUGAAGAAAGUGCAGCAGCUUCAGCAGAAGCCUCCAACUCAGGAAGAGGAAGAGACUUUGGUACACAGCAGCAUGAGACCCAGGACAGACCAGAGACUGGACAAGAAAACAAUAACCCGCAGACAUGCAGCCUCAGGUUAAGAGAACUCAGACAAAGAGUGGCACGUCUCCUGGUCACCCUUGUCCCUGUUCUGGACCUUCAACAAGUGAACUACGAUUGUGAAGUCAUCGAUGAGAUUCUCACUCAGGUUGUCGAUGAGAUCUCCCCUACAGAGGCAGCCUCGUCAUAGAAACAGUGGUGACCAGAAGAGUGCAAACUUUUAAAACACAUUAAUCAUUUCGUUGUUUAAUGCAUAACGAAAUAAAAGCACUAAUUCUUUUCACAUUUUUAAAUUUUUUUUGACAAGAUAUGAUAGUUUUAUUGCAUCGUAUCUGGAUAAGUAUACAGGACUGUAUUGCCACUUUGUGACUACUGCCUGAGGAAUGUUAGAAAUUGAUUUGGACCCAAGUUUACCAUGAAUAGCAUAUUUAGUUUUUCUUUUUUUGCUUUAAAAGUAUGCGCUAAAUAAAUUCUACAUAUAUUAAUAUAUCUAAUUGUCAGCAUUCCUAUAUGCUAGACUACAAUCAUGCAAAAUAUGCAAAAUAAAAUAAUUCUCUUGUUGUAAAUGUUUUCUAUAAAGAUUUUGUAAUGAUUCAUUUUUUGUGUUGCCUAUUUUUUUUCACUCUUUCUUCCUCUUGUUAUCCUGAUGUUCAAUUUUUGUAACCCUGUAUAUUUGUAAAUGAGGGCUUGGUACACAUUUCAGGUUUUAAAUAAACAAAAACAAACUGAGUGUUUUCA
Pangasianodon hypophthalmus (striped catfish) is the source of this 3930-nucleotide messenger RNA. Its product is annotated as MORC family CW-type zinc finger protein 3. NCBI's taxonomy places the organism in Eukaryota, Metazoa, Chordata, Actinopteri, Siluriformes, Pangasiidae. The transcript has 19 exons. Gene Ontology annotation, cellular component: PML body; nucleus. The record is from RefSeq and is a predicted model, not a curated record. Bases 77 to 3382 code for a protein of 1101 amino acids. Gene Ontology annotation, molecular function: ATP hydrolysis activity; zinc ion binding.